ACAGGUUUGUUGCUGGUGGUACUUCUGGUGUCCAACAUGCUUCUGACAAAGGAAGGAGUGACUUCUUUGCCAAUCUGCCCCAAUGGAUCUGUCAAUUGCCAACUHUCCCUUGAGGAACUUUUUGACCGAGCAGUUAAACUUUCACACUACAUCCACUUCCUCUCUUCGGAAAUGUUCAACGAAUUCGAUGAACGCUAUGCCCAGGGCMGGGGUUUCAUUGCGAAAGCUGUCAAUGGCUGCCACACCGCCUCCUUAACCACUCCUGAAGAUAAGGAGCAGGCUCAGCAGAUUCAUCAUGAAGACCUGCUGAAUUUAAUCCUGGGGGUUCUGCGCUCCUGGAAUGAUCCCCUGGUCCAUCUGGCUUCUGAAGUACAAAGAAUCAAAGAAGCUCCAGAAACCAUUCUCUGGAAGGCUGUGGAGAUUGAAGAACAAAACAAGCGGCUUCUAGAAGGAAUGGAGAAAAUAGUUGGGCGGGUUCAUUCUGGAGAGGUUGGAAAUGACAUUUAUACUCCAUGGGAAGGACUCCCAUCCCUGCAGCUUGCUGAUGAGGACUCCAGACUCUUUGCCUUUUACAACUUGCUGCACUGCCUCCGCCGAGAUUCCCACAAAAUCGACAACUAUCUCAAGGUCCUGAAGUGCCGCCUAAUCCAUGAUAACAAUUGUUGAGUACUCAUGGGCUUAAGCACGUACURAAAUUGUCCAUUGUGUGAAUGAUUGAUGCUUGAUGCUUUGCCACUUUAUGACAAGUCACACUGCGCUGUACCUGCAUCAUCAUUAACUUUCAGGCAUGUUUGUAUGAAUUCUGGCAGUAACUAUUAGCACCGUAUGUGUCGGUGCUUUAAAAUAUUGCCAACUAAUUGUAUGACAAGAGCAUAAUUUUCUGUCUAAUCUCCUCCCCUAGUAGUAUUUCAAUGAUAAAAAUGUCUUGCAGAUACAAAUAAAAGUGUUCUUAAA
Molecule: messenger RNA, 954 nt
Organism: Malurus melanocephalus (red-backed fairy wren)
Lineage: Eukaryota; Metazoa; Chordata; Aves; Passeriformes; Maluridae
Gene: PRL
Product: prolactin
Exons: 4
Coding region: 37-666 (209 amino acids)
Biological process (GO): positive regulation of receptor signaling pathway via JAK-STAT; response to nutrient levels; positive regulation of cell population proliferation
Cellular component (GO): extracellular region
Molecular function (GO): hormone activity
Source: RefSeq, a predicted model, not a curated record